Molecule: messenger RNA, 974 nt
Organism: Spirodela intermedia
Lineage: Eukaryota; Viridiplantae; Streptophyta; Magnoliopsida; Alismatales; Araceae
Source: the annotation of a GenBank genome assembly
AUGGAGCAUCGGAACUCUCUGUACUCUUCGCGCUGGAGCAGCCCAGAGGACCUGUCGUGGAUUCCCUUCACUCUGGCAGGUGAGUCGAUUACAGCUCCCCCUCCUCCCUUCUUUCCUGCUUUCCUACUAUGAUGGGAAAGAGGGGGCGAGAGAGAGAGAGAGAGAGAGAGAGAGAGAGACGUUUUAGUUUCACUGAGCAUGGGAUCGAUCGGGAGAGAGAGACCCACAAAAGUUUUAGUUGCACUGUGCAUGGGUUCGAUCGAGAAAGAGAGGGAGACCCACAAAAAUUUUAGUUGCACUGAGCAUGGGUCCGAUGAGAGAGAGAGAGAGAGAGAGAGUUUUCUGAUUAUCAUUUUUAUGAUAUUUCCGCAGAGUUGGAUGAGAAUGUGAGAGCAAUCGUAACGCUGAUCCAGCAAGAAGACGGAGACCAGUUCCUCAAGGAGAAGACGGAGCUCCUGAAGAGAGUGGAUGCCGUCUACACCUCAUACCGUUCUCUCGCCGGGUUCUGCAGCCGCCUCGCCUCUCCAGCAUCGUCCGACUCGGAUCAGAAAUCCGGAAUCGAAUCCAAACUCUCCAUCUCCCUCUCCCAUCGCAGCAGCCUGGAAGCAGAAGAGACGGAGGAGAGGACGAAGCGGAGCGGGGAACCCGCCUUCGAGUUGGUUUCCGGUGCGUUGGAGCGGCGGAUCUCGUCCUCCGUGGAGAUGUCGAGGCUUGUAGAGCGCCUUCUGGGGGAGCUGGCGAGGAGGAACGACGAGAAGAGAGAGACCAACAGGGUCCUGCAGGUUCAGGUGGAGAGGAUGACAGAGGAGAGUAGAGCCCUCCGGCGUGAACACGAUAGGUUAAAUUGCGAGAACGAAGCGCUGCAUGCGAAGCUGAGGGAGCUCUCAGACAGCGGCGAGAAGAAGAAGAAGAAGACGAGGGCGUUCCCUCUUUCCAGGCUGAAAUCACGUCUGUUCUUCUUGUUCAGUGGAUGA